Molecule: messenger RNA, 3153 nt
Organism: Mercenaria mercenaria
Lineage: Eukaryota; Metazoa; Mollusca; Bivalvia; Venerida; Veneridae
Exons: 2
Coding region: 40-1005 (321 amino acids)
Source: RefSeq, a predicted model, not a curated record
AUUGAAAAAAUAGAGCGUCUUUAUGAUGAAAUAAAGGGCAUGUUCACUCGAAGUCGUGUUCCCAAAGACGAACAACCACAGUUUGACAAGCAACUUGACGGAACCAUUAAUGAUGAGCUGAAAGAGGAGCUUAGACAGCUGAGUUCUUCUAUUAGAAGCUUUGGGUACCGCUUUCGUUCCGUUCUUGUCUUUGUUGAUGAUAAUUGCGAUCACGAAAAGUUGAAACCAGAUAUAAAGAGGAUUCUGAAAAAGCACAACAUCUCUUCUACAUUUGCUAUUUUUUCGUCCAGUGUCAAGGAACUUUCGUCUUGUAAUGUAGGAUCAAAAGUAGAGGCAACGUUUGAUAAAACAGUUAAAUGCGGUACGUUAGGUGGGUUUGGUCGAGCAUCUUCAAGCGCAGGUAAUAGAACGAUAUGCUUAGUAUCAAGACAUGUUGUUGCAGAUGUUGACGAUAAUCCUGCCUCUACACUAAAAGUUUUAAACGGCGAAAAUGCAACCGAAGCUUCAAUAAUGAUUGACAAAUCAAUCAGGGAAUAUAGAAAAACUGUCCUGGAUAUAGCAGCGGCUUCUUUUGAAAGCGACGAGAGUGAAUUUGAUACCAAGUACAAAACGUCAGAGGAAAAGGCAGCGAAAGGAAGAUUAAGUGAAUAUAGCCUGGAAGAACUGAAAGGGCUUCCUGUCCAUAUAUGUGGGUCUAAAACACCAAUGGGAUUCGGAACCAUUACAAUGCCGCAAGUUGAAGGAGUUAGGGAUAGCAGUAUGGAUGAUUUUAUUAUCAUCGAAGACAGAGAAAUGCCCCGCCAGGAGAAACAACCUUUUUGCACACAUGGAGAUAGUGGAUCAAUAGUAUGUGCUGACGACCAAAACGACCCAGAGAACGUUCACCUGAUAUCUAUGGUCAGUGGUGAAGCACUAGACAAACCCGGUACUUACUGUUCGCUUCACCUAGGGAAAGGAAUAAAACAGGUAGAAGAAGAAACAAAAUCAAAAGUUCAGAUUCUAUAGCAUAAACAGACAAUUAAACGUAUUCAGCAUUUCAUUCAGUCAUAAGUAAAGUUCAGCUGUUUCAAUAAGCUUUGAAAUUUAAAACUUCAUAUGUUAAUCCGUAAUCAUACACAAGUUUAUUUUGAUAUUACGUUAACUGUAAUUUUAUGAAAACAUUUUGGAUUUUGCAAUUGAUGUAAGCUUUGAUAGAUAUUUAUUUUACAUUAUUAUUUUGGUGAACGUCUUUAUGGGGGAUUACACCGCUAAGUAGUCCGAUUUUGAAUCAUGCCCUAGAAAUUGAAUGAAAUGUUUAGCAGUAAUUCAUUAUGAAAUUUGUUGCAAUAGUUCAUUAUGAACUGAUUAGCGCUGGUUCAUUAUAAAAUGCUUAGCAAUGGUUCAUAAGCUGAAAUGUUCAGCAAUGGUUUAUUAUGAAAUGUUCAGCAAUGGUUUAUUAUGAAAUGCUUAGAAAUGGUUCAUUAUGAAAUGCUUAGCAAUGAUUCAUUAUGAACUGUUUAGCAAUAGUUCAUUAUGAACUGUUUAGCAAUAGUUCAUAUUGAAAUGUUUAGCAAUGGUUCAUUAUGAAAUGUUCAGCAAUGGUUCAUUAUGAAAUGUUCCGCAAUGGUUUAUUAUGAAAUGCUUAGAAAUGGUUCAUUAUGAAAUGCUUAGAAAUGGUUCAUUAUGAAAUGCUUAGCAAUGAUUCAUUAUGAACUGUUUAGCAAUAGUUCAUCAUGAAAUGUUUAGCAAUGGUUUAGUAUGAAAUGUUUAGCAAUGGUUCAUUAUGACAUGUUUUAAAUUAGCAAUGAUUCUGUAUGAACUGUUUAGCAAUGAUUCAUUAUGAAAUGUGUAGCAGUGGUUCAUUAUGAAAUGUUUAGCAGUGAUUCAAUAAGAAAUGUUUAGCAGUAUGAAAUGUUUAGCAAUGAUUCAAUAAAAAUGUUUAGAAGUAUGAAAUGUUUAGCAGUGAUUCAAUAAGAAAUGUUUAACAGUAUGAAAUAUUUGGCAGUGAUUAAGUAUAGUAUAAAAUGUUGAGCAGUGAUUUAGUAUGAAAUUUGUAUCAGCGAUUUAGAUUUUUUUGCACUGAAUCAGUAUAAAAUGAUUAGUAUGACAUGCACUGAUUUAGUUAGAGAUGUUUGAUAUGUUUGUUAUCGAUAUGUAUAGCCAGAAUGUGGGAGUAAAUAGUUAGAUGUUAUGUAAUGUGUAAUUGCUCUGAAAGUUGACAAUAUCUCAAUAUUUCAUGCUUUUUUAGAUUAAAAGUUAUAUUGUUGUGGGACGUCUAAUUAUCAUUCCUAAAUCUCAAAAGUUGUUGUUAUUUGUGUUCUUAAGUAUUACUAGUAUGAAUUUUAUACUACCUAGUCAUAAAUAUUUCUUACCUGUGAUAUAUUUCGAUCCGUCCUGACACUUUUUAAGAUCUCAAGUACUUUAUUUACCUUCGGUAUAUUUUGAUACGUCUUAAUUCUUGUGUGAUUUCCCACGAAUGUAUUUACCUGUGAUAGUUUUCGUCUUAAUAGAUCUGUGAGAUCUCAAAAACAUUCAGUUACCUUUGAUAUAUUUUAAAAUGUUUAUAGUUUUGUGUGUUCUCACAAUUUUCUGUCAUAUUUGUUGAGGUGUCCUUAAACCUUCUAUUACAGUUAACAUCAUUUUAUUACCUGUGAAAUGUUUUGAUAUGUCUAAAUAAUUAGCUAAAUUUUAAUAUUUAUUUUAGAUGUCAUAAACUGCCAUUCAUGUAGAUAUGCUGUGAUAAGUAUUAAUGCUUUCAGAAGCUGUUGUUACUGGUAAUCCUCAAUAAUUUCCUUGAUCUUAUAAACUGCUGUAUUUAUAAUACAAAAUGAUGUGCCGUUAUUCUUUUGAUAGGUUUGGUACAAUCUGAUAUUCUUUUGCACUUUGCGCUACCUAUUAAACAGCUUUCUUUCUAAAAAGUAUUGUACAUGAUUUAGAUUGUUUCCAAAUGUUGUUUCUUGCUGGCGUUGGCUGCCCAUACUCAUUCGUGCCUGCAUGUUUUGAACUUAUCGUAAUAGUUUUACUAGAUAUGAUAAAAUGUGUUAUCGUUGAUUCUUUAUGAUAAAUUAUGCUGUUAUAAGCCUGUUCGAUUACCUUUGAAGAAUUGUGAAUACGCCGCUUUAGUACAUUUAUUGGAUCUGAGAGCAUCAUUUGAAUGUUUCUAUGUCUGUUGCA